Canariomyces notabilis is the source of this 708-nucleotide messenger RNA. RefSeq lists its product as uncharacterized. The transcript has a single exon. Bases 1 to 708 code for a protein of 235 amino acids. NCBI's taxonomy places the organism in Eukaryota, Fungi, Ascomycota, Sordariomycetes, Sordariales, Chaetomiaceae. The record is from RefSeq and is a predicted model, not a curated record.
AUGAAGCGCACCACCAACACCCUCGGCCUCCUAGCCCUCGUGUCCACCGCCUUAGCAGCCGAAACCCACAUCACGGCUGCAGAAUGGGCAGUUCCUACCCAGACCAACGACCCCUACCAAUGCGCCACGCGCGACAUCCCCCACUACCUAACCGCCGGCCCCUCUCCCUCGGGCGCUCUCUCCUCGGCGCUCCUCUCCUACGAAGAAAACCUGUACGAAACAUGUACACGCGCCACAUCCGGGCCCUUCCAGCCCUGCCCGGUCCCGCCUCGAAGCCAGCUCUGCGCCUUUUCCACCGCUGUCCCGACGUCGCUGCUACCAGCGUACUCGUCGUAUGCCAGUUCGGCUGCGUCGUGGUGGAGUGCGGGGAAUGGGGAUGUGGUGGUCAGUUUGGUGCAGGAGUGUCCGUAUCUGUGGUAUGACAGCCUGUUGAUGAAUCCCGCGAGCGGGAGUAAUCUGAAUCGGACGGUUGCGCAUGCGCAGUGUUGGGCUGAGGCGCACCCGACGGGUUCCGAGUCCGGAGGGUUGACAACGUUGUCGGCUACCGGCACAAGCACAGCCUCGCAGGCGGGUGUAGCGGGCUCGACGGCUACGCCGACGGGGAAUGGUGGGGUUAGGGGUAGGACGGGCGUAGGGGAUGGUUCAAGUUGGAUGAUGGCUGGGUCAGGUAUGGGGAUGGCUGCUGCUAUGAAUGUCGGUUUGUUGUAA